Messenger RNA from Venturia canescens, 546 nucleotides. RefSeq lists its product as uncharacterized. The record is from RefSeq and is a predicted model, not a curated record. The transcript is spliced from 2 exons. The coding region runs from base 1 to 546 and encodes 181 amino acids. Lineage: Eukaryota; Metazoa; Arthropoda; Insecta; Hymenoptera; Ichneumonidae.
AUGAGUGUGAGUAGGGAGGAUUGUACUGGUUUUAAAGUCGAAACUGAAUCCACGUGCGAGUGUAUAAAAUGUGGAAAAUUUACUCGAAGACCGAGUAAAAUUUCCACUCAUACGAUUUUCGACAAAUGUGGUGAUAGCGCGAGAAUUUCCGCGAAACAAAUCGAGUCGAAUUACGUCACACGAAUAGUUCACGCGGGCAUUCGCAAUGACAACGUUUAUGAGGUGAAAUUGCUCCUAGCCCCCGGGAUCGAUGUGUCAACGGUCAAAAUAACUGUAAAAAGUAAAAAUCUCCGCGUUAAAUUACACCGUUCCUUGGGUGAAUUGGCCAGACGUCUGCCCCUCUCGAUUCACGAAAAAUCUCCCCUUAACGAGCUCAUCAAAAAGGCGGUCACCCAUUACGAAAAUUUUCUCAUACCCGAGAGUAUCGAUGGCGACAAAGUCCGUGCAAUUGUUGACAAUAAAAACAGAGUCCUCGUCCUAACAGCUCCAACUAUAAAACCUUGCAAAGCACUCAGAAGACGAUUUUCUAUGAUGUUAGAUAAUUAA